Molecule: messenger RNA, 2172 nt
Organism: Pseudovirgaria hyperparasitica
Lineage: Eukaryota; Fungi; Ascomycota; Dothideomycetes; Acrospermales; Acrospermaceae
Product: acetyl-CoA synthetase-like protein
Exons: 4
Coding region: 155-1900 (581 amino acids)
Source: RefSeq, a predicted model, not a curated record
UGGCUCUUCUACUGUGCCGCAGUGCGAGCGCGCUGUUACGCCCUUGUAUUCUGCGUAUGUCUGCUGUCUUCCUCUUGUACACCCCAUUAUACCACAGAUCGCCUUCAAUUGUUGAUUUUUUGGGCAGACGGAGUUCCGCCCUCACAUAACGACCAUGUCCGGCGCUCUCUCUCGGCUGUCAAAGAUUGCCUCACAGGUCAUCAAUCCGACGCAUGCGGAAGAAGUCGACACAGCGAAGGAGUCGAAGAACCAUCGGCUGAACUUUCACACCCUGUCGCCAACGGCAUUCUUGCCAAGAGCUGCUGCGAUCGAGCCAGAUGCCGAAGCCGUAUACCACAUCACUACAAACAACAAAGUCCUAAGGAGAACGUAUGGUGAAGUGGCCGAUCGUGCGCGUGGUGUAUCCUACUACCUCAAGAAACACAAUUACACAAGAGUUGGGAUUCUCUCUACAAACACACCGGCAUUCCUUGAAUCGCUGUAUGGGAUUACAGCUGCUGGAGCCGUCAAUGUCGCCAUCAACUACCGACUGAAAUCUGAUGACAUUGCUUAUAUCUUUACCCACUCCGAGGUUCAACUCAUCAUCGUCGAUGCCGAAUUCGAGGACCUCCUUUCAGACUGCCGCAAAGCCUCCCCUCUAGUACAAAUACUCAUUGACACCGAUACAGACGCGAUUGAGGGGGAUCUGUGCGGCCCCUUCGAUCGUGCAGUCUUGGAAGGUCUGAAACAUGACGUCGAUACAGGGAAUAAAGGCUGGGAUGGCCUCGAGGUUCAAGCCGCAGACGAAGAGAGUGUGUUCGCAUUAGCAUACACAAGCGGAACAACGGCUCGCCCCAAAGGCGUCGAGUAUACUCAUCGUGGCGCAUACCUUGCCGCUCUCGGCAACAUAAUCGAGAGCGGCCUCAACUACCACACCGGCCGCUGCAAGUAUCUCUGGACACUUCCUAUGUUCCAUGCGACUGGUUGGACCUUUCCUUGGGCUAUAACAGCCGUUCGCGGCACCCAUUACUGCCUUCGCAAAAUUGACUAUCCGCUUAUCUGGCGGCUCCUCAAGGAGGAGCACAUAACGCACUUCAACGCCGCACCCACUGUAAACACACUACUCUGCGCCGACUCUUCCGCAUCCCGCCUCCCCUCUCCUGUUCGCGUCACCGUCGCCGCAUCCCCGCCCACCCCACACCUCUUUGAAACGAUGACAGCUCUCAACUUGCAUCCGGUCCACGUCUAUGGCCUCACCGAAACCUACGGGCCCAUCACAAAGGGCUACCAUAUGCCCUCCUGGGACGCCCUCCCAGCCAGAGACAAAUACGCCAAAAUGGCCCGUCAAGGCCACGGCUUCGUCACAUCUCUCCCCGCACGCGUCAUCCAACCGGACCGCACCGACGGCCAACUCAUCGACGUCGCUCGCGACGGCAACGAAAUUGGCGAAAUCGUCAUGGCCGGAAACAUCUGCGCAAAGGGAUACUACAAGGAUCCCGUCGCCACAUCCAAGCUGUGGGCCGGCAGUGUCAGCCACUCGGGCGAUCUCGCCGUCAUGCACCCGGACGGCGCAAUCCAGAUCCUCGACCGCGCAAAGGACAUAAUCAUCUCCGGCGGCGAGAAUAUCAGCAGUGUCGCGCUCGAGGCCAUGCUUGCCACGCAUCCCGACAUUCUCGAGGCGGGCGUCGUGGCGGUGAAGGACGAGCGCUGGGGCGAGCGGCCAAAGGCUUUUGUGACGGUGAAGAAUCAGGCUGCUACGACGGGUGCGGAUGUGAUUGCCUGGGCCAAGGAGAAUAGCAGUAUCAGUCGGUUCAUGGUGCCGCGGGAGGUGGAGAUUGUGGCCGAGUUGCCCAAGACGAGUACGGGCAAGAUACGGAAGAAUGUUCUGAGAGAUUGGGCGCGUGGGGUGCGCAGUGAGUAGCAGUAGUAGCGCGCUCUAUGUGUGCAGCAUGUCAUGGAAUGGUCGUACUUUCUAAUCAUGAAUAGUUGGCAGGUACGAAUGCAUAUAUAUACACGUAUGUAUGGACGAAAUGUACAGAUGAAGAUGAAUCUACAGGAUGGCUACAAAGACAUCAUCCAUGUCAAACUGUAUCGUAUGCUGGGUUCCCCGCACAGAAAUCGCUACAGCAGAACAAGGAUGAGACAUUGAAUAUAGCGUAAUGAAUACGAAAGAAAGAACAAAAAAAAAUCGAC